This is a messenger RNA of Mizuhopecten yessoensis (Yesso scallop), 3293 nucleotides long. RefSeq lists its product as uncharacterized. The coding region runs from base 98 to 2356 and encodes 752 amino acids. The transcript is spliced from 2 exons. Lineage: Eukaryota; Metazoa; Mollusca; Bivalvia; Pectinida; Pectinidae. The record is from RefSeq and is a predicted model, not a curated record.
UUGGUUUAGCAUAACACUCCCUGUUCCGUAUGUUUUUGUCAACAGUAGGUGCGGAUUAUAAGCUUCAAUAACAAAGUUAUACACACAAAGCUACUUAAUGGAGACUUCCUCUUGGGAAUCCAUUCCAACAGACCAUGAUCUCGGUAUGGAGCUAAGUGAUGUCUGUCGAGUAUCCAGGUUCCUGUCUCGGUAUCUCGAAGGUAUUGACGGUAUAGGUUCUGAGGAAACGGUCAGAGUUAGGAGAUUGCUGAAGCAUUUAAGCUGGCAUUAUAUCUAUUCACAUAUGAAACCGUACAGGUUAUUGUACACCGGAUCGUCAGCAGAAGGAUUACAGUUAAAAGGAUCCGACCAAGAUUUUAUGUUUAUACACAAUGACGUCAUUGUUGUUCAACCUCGUGACGUCAUACACACGGUAGAUGCUGAUAAAACUGUGCUGGUCAUGGACCACACAAACUGUAGACCCGGGUUUACCUUACUCAAACUCCGUCACAUAGGAGUGAGACAGCACAGGGAAGUGAUGGACGCGUUAAUAGAUAUAAAUGGUUCCUUGCACCUGUCUAGUGUAGUUUACAGUAGUAACGUGUUGUGGCCCGAUCAUUAUCUACACGGACCUUGCUCUACUGUGGAGAUUAAAGGGAGACUGCAUGAUGAUGCCUAUUGCUUCCACUGUCGGUCAUGGCCAGAUCAUUUAAGUAACUUUAGGUAUCGAAGGAGACGGUACGAUUGGCCAUCUAAAACGAUAAUCAAUUAUAUCGUACAGAACGGCUGCCACUUCGUUGCCAUUGGAGACAAACAUUCUAAUCUUUCUGCGAUGCAAUGGCGCAUUUCAUUCUCAUUGUCCGAGAAAGCUCUUGUUUUAAAAUUUAAUCACGUACAAUUCAAAACGUAUGCUCUCUUGAAACUUUUCCAAAAGGAAUGCAUCGAAUGCAAUGAAUCAAUAAAAAGCCUACUGUGUUCCUAUUUUAUGAAGACAAUAAUUUUCCACGCCAUUGAGAGAUCUCCAGGUUCUUUGUGGGCGGAGGAGUACAUCCUCGUGUGCUUUUGGUUCUGCAUUGACAUUCUUUUUAAUUUUGUGACAAACGAAAACUGCCCAAAUUUUUUUGUAACCAACCACAACAUGUUUCUUGGCAACUUUACCGGUGAUAACAGGAAGAAACUACUCCGGGUGCUAAUGGAAUACAAACGUACGGGAUGGAAGCACUUACUGCAGUGUCCAAGUCUUCAGCCACUAUAUAAAACCUUGCAAAAUAGUUGCUCCAUGUAUCCAAUACCAAAAUUGCCGCCUUCGGAGGAGGAAUUUGAAAACGAUUGUGCAAUUAUUGCACGCUGUAAUUCUGUAUACAAGGUUAGUACUGUACAAGUACUGAAGCUGGUUAAUCGCGCUUUCCUUGCUACUGUAGAUGAACAGGAGAUGGAUAUAGUGUUACUUUCCUUUAUCAAUGUAAUCACAAACACCUCUAGUAACAGCAUUGCAGACCUUACACGGUCUCACAGUAACAACAACAAAGCUACAUAUGCCCAGAUCAGACGACACAAACGGGUUCUUCACCUGUCGGCAGCCACAGAUGUCUGUCGAGGACUGUUGUCACUGGCCACAUUUUACUACAAUGUUGGUUGUUACAACAAAACAACCGAAAUAGCAACAUGCGUGGUGUUCGCGUGUCAGCGAGGAGGGUUACUGCAGUGGUAUGGGGAUUAUACGAGGUACAAGGAGGAGAUGUGUGGUAAAGGAUACACACUACUACAGAAAGCGAAACGUUCGUUUGCAUUGCAGUACACAAUUCAUAAAGAAGACAACAGACUAUAUCCACUAGAACUAGACCUAGAGGUUCAGACAAACGAGAGGAAUAUCUACCUCCCACCUCUACCGUAUGCCACCUUUCUUCUGUUACUGUCUACAUACAGACUCGGGAAUAUCGACCAAUCUCGGACACUCUUGGACGACCUCCAGACUUUACUUUCCCAUCCUAUUUAUGGAGUACAUCACUACCCGAUGGUACACAACAUGGUCGGAAUUGGUCAUCAGAUGUUAGGGGACACACGGAGGGCCAUCAAGGCAUUUAAAGAUUCACGCCGACAACUUCCAGAAAACCAAGCGGCUGCCAUAAGAAUAGCAGACCUAAGGAAAAGCGAGGGCAAAAGUAACGAACAAACAGGCUCUCUGGGACAAAGUAACGUACAAACAGGCUCUCUGGGACAAAGUAACGUACAAAAAGGCUCUCUGGACUAUUGUAAUGUGCCGAGUCAAUAUCAGAAAGAUGAGAACGAUGACGAUAAUGACGACAACAAUAGCUGUCAUCAUAAGACCAUGCACAAUAUCGAUCCAUUGACUUUUAAAAAGUUGUCGUGGUUUUGAUUUUGCUCCACGGGAAUCAUGAAUGAUUUUCAAUUUUGAACUUGUGCUAUAUUCUUAUUUAUACUAAGUUCUUCUUCAUUAUGGAGGAAGCAUUCUUUUUGUUUCAGAAAAGAUGAUCUAUAUAAAUAUAUAUACCUAUUGCAGCUGCGUGGAAAACAAGAACUUCUUGAUGACGUCAACUUCAUCAUGAAGAAAGAUCAGCUAUCGAAAAGAUUCAUUGGAACAAAUACUGUACAUAUAUAUAUAAACUAGUAUAAAUAUGUAAAAAUAUUCCUAUACAAGUUUUUAAUGUUUAUAUUAUAAACUUGCAUAGGAAUAUUUUUACAUUUAUAAGGUAAAUUAUGAAAGCCGAUUAGUACCGCAAGAAAUAAUAUCAUCUUAAUAUUACGAGUUAACCUAUCUCAUUAUAACGACUUACUUGAUCUCGUCAUUACGAGUUACAUUAUCUCUUGUUAUUACGAAUAACGUUAUCAUGAUAUACUCAGACUGUGGAAUUAAAAGAUCAAUAUUUGAAUGCAAUCCAUCCUCACUUAUACGACCGGCGGUCGAAAAGCUGCAUAUCAAAGAAAAAUCAGUAAAUCGUUUCUCUAUAAUUGCAGAACAUCAAUCAAAUUAAUAUAGGCCAGACCUUGUAUUUACUAAAUGUUCACACGUGUACUGACAGAGACCAAUACCGGUCAUUACUGACAGAGACCAAUACUGUCAUUACUGACAGAGACCAAUACCUGUCAUUACUGACAGAGACCAAUACCUGUCAUUACUGACAGAGAUCAAUACCUGUCAUUAAAUUGGGACUUUCACUUUUAUUGACUGGGAACCCACUCUACAUUACAAGGGGACCUAAACUUGUCUGUGAAUAAACGUUUAGGUCCCCUGUCAAUACAAGUGUAGGUCCAUAGUCAAUACAAGUGUAGGUCCCCUGUCAAUACAAGUGUAG